AUGUCUCCCAUGGUCAGGGUUCCACACGAUGCUUUAUGGCCCAAUAUCGUCGACAGCCUCGCCAAAGAGCAGCCCGAGGAGAUAUACGGUCUUUGGCCCGUGGCCACAGACUCGUAUGAUGACGGAUUCCGCGCCAUCACAUAUGGUCAGCUUGCCAAUAUUGUCAAUGGCCUGGCAUGGUGGAUUGUGGGCCAGCUCGGGCUCGGCGCAGCCCAGGAGGGCGACGUCUUGACUUACAUUGGUCUCAACGAUGUCCGGCUCACGGCCAUGAUCUUGGCAUCUGUCAAAACCGGAUACACGCUGUUUCCCACGUCGCCUCGUAACAGCCCGGCCGCCCAAAAGUUCCUGUUCGAGACUCUCAAAUGUCGAAUUUUGGUUACGACGGAUCCAACUCUGCCGUCGGUUCUACCGAUUCUCGACGUGGUCAAGCCUCGCUGCCUGACGGUCCCAACCAUCGAUGAGCUCUUGACUGAGCACCCUCCUUUUGUAUACGAGAAGCCUUUUGAUGCCGGGCGUUGGAACCCACUCGUCAUUUGGCAUAGCUCAGGCUCUACUGGCCUUCCAAAACCCAUUGUGUUCACACAGGACGCAGCAAUGCGCCAUUACACAUGCGCCCGGCAGGAUAUUCCACCGCAUGGGGAGAUUCCCACAUAUCAAGAUGCCUCGUCCGUCGAACAUCUUGUGGCUGGAAAACGGAUGAUGGUCACAGUGCCGCCUUUUCAUGGAGCUGGCAUCCUCAUGUACAUGCUGUGGGCUAUUCCCGCUGGUUGUAUCCCGAUCGCGCCCGCGGCUGUUGGGAUCGUUACCGGCCAUGGGCUCGUCGUGGCUGAGCACAGAGAAUUGGGCGGAGCCUUGGUUGUCGGCACUAUGAGGUUCCAGGCAGCCCUUCUCAUCGAGCCAGCUGACUGGAAGAAACCACUGACCACCUCCGAACAGGCAGCGCUGAUCGAGAAGGUCUGGCCAACCGUUAAACAAGCCAACUGCGUUGUGCCAGCGCAUGCAAGGAUAGAAAAACCACUGAUCCUUGUGGUCGAUCGCCCCAUGAUCCGCUCUGGCAAGGGCACAAUUCAGCGAGCCGCAAGCAUUGAACAAUACAGCGCCGAGAUUGAGGCCGUUUAUGCCGCUGCGGAUGCCACUGUCGACGGUGAGGGUCUCCCGGAUGAGGGGUGGAACCCCACUGAUGCCGCGGCUGUCUCCCGUUUGAUCCGUGACAGUGUCUGCUCUGUCGCAGACCUCGGCCGACACCACUUUGGGAUGGACGACGAGACAUACGAGCAGCUUCGCGCCCGCCCCGGUCUCGUCAUCAUACACAAUGCUUGGCCCGUAAACUUCAAUCUCCGGCUGCCCGCCUUCAAACCGCAGCUAGAUGGGCUGGUCAACCUGCUCGGCUUGGCCGCCGAGGCGAGCCCCGCGGAUACGACCCGACCCGCAUCGUUCGUCUUCAUCUCCUCGGUUAGCGCUGUUGGCACGGCAGGGGACGAUAGCAGCGGUCAGCCCGCACCUGAACGAGUCCUGCGCAUGGGCGAUGCACCCCAGACGAACGGGUAUGCCCGGAGCAAGUUCCUAUCCGAGCUGCUCUGCAACGUUGCCGCCGGCGAGCUGCGCAUCCCGAUUACGGUUGCCCGCGUGGGCCAAGUAGCCGGCGCCGUACAGGGAGCAGGAUGCGGUCAGUGGAACAGGAACGAGUGGCUCCCCAGCCUUAUCCUCGGGUCCGUAUCCAUGGGUUGCCUCCCUGAAGACCUGGGGACUCAGUUUUCGGAGAUUGACUGGCUUCCGUUGCUGCCCAUGACCACGAGUAAAGGUCAAAACCUGCCCAGGUGUGUACAUCUUGGAGAAGAAAGAGUUACAUGA
Messenger RNA from Diaporthe batatas, 1851 nucleotides. RefSeq lists its product as uncharacterized. NCBI's taxonomy places the organism in Eukaryota, Fungi, Ascomycota, Sordariomycetes, Diaporthales, Diaporthaceae. The record is from RefSeq and is a predicted model, not a curated record. The transcript has 7 exons. The coding region runs from base 1 to 1851 and encodes 616 amino acids.